UCGAAGGGCGGAGCUAAGGUUGAAGAAAGGAGAACCCUUUAAAUAAGGGGCCCCCUUUGGCUGCCCAGCAGUGUCCCUCCGACCUCCUACAAGUCUGUGAGAAGGAGCCAGAGACUGACUGAGAUGAUGGAGCCCGAGGAGUACAGAGAGAGAGGAAAAGAGAUGGUGGAUUACAUCUGCCAGUACCUGAGCACUGUGCGGGAGCGGCGGGUGACCCCGGACGUGCGGCCUGGCUACCUGCGGGCCCAGCUGCCCGAGAGCGCGCCUGAGCAGCCUGACAGCUGGGACAGCAUCUUCGGGGACAUUGAGCGAAUCAUCAUGCCUGGGGUGGUACACUGGCAGAGCCCCCACAUGCACGCCUACUACCCAGCUCUCACCUCUUGGCCAUCACUGCUGGGAGACAUGCUGGCCGAUGCCAUCAACUGCUUGGGAUUCACCUGGGCUUCCAGCCCUGCGUGCACAGAGCUGGAGAUGAGCGUCAUGGACUGGCUGGCAAAGAUGCUGGGACUUCCAGAGCACUUCCUGCACCACCACCCUGGCAGCCACGGAGGAGGCGUCCUGCAGAGCACAGUCAGUGAGUCCACCUUGAUCGCCUUGCUGGCCGCAAGAAAGAACAAAAUCCUGGAGAUGAAAGCGUCUGAGCCCGGGGCGGACGAGUCCUCCCUGAAUGCGCGGCUCAUUGCCUAUGCCUCUGACCAGGCUCACUCCUCAGUGGAAAAGGCUGGUUUGAUUUCUCUCGUGAAGAUGAAGUUUUUGCCUGUGGAUGACAACUUCUCACUCCGUGGGGAAGCUCUUCAGAAAGCCAUCGAGGAGGACACACAGCGGGGCUUGGUGCCUGUCUUUGUCUGCGCAACACUGGGGACCACUGGGGUCUGUGCCUUUGACUGCCUGUCGGAGCUGGGCCCCAUAUGUGCCAGGGAAGGGCUGUGGCUGCACAUUGACGCCGCCUACGCGGGCACUGCCUUCCUGUGCCCCGAAUUCCGGAGCUUUCUGCAGGGCAUUGAGUAUGCGGAUUCCUUCACCUUCAAUCCUUCCAAGUGGAUGAUGGUGCACUUUGACUGCACCGGGUUCUGGGUCAAGGACAAGUACAAGCUGCAGCAGACCUUCAGCGUGAACCCCGUCUACCUCAGGCAUGCCAACUCGGGUGCGGCCACCGACUUCAUGCACUGGCAGAUUCCUCUGAGCCGGCGGUUUCGCUCUAUUAAGCUCUGGUUUGUGAUCCGGUCCUUCGGGGUGAAGAAUCUGCAAGCACACGUCAGACAUGGGACCGAAAUGGCUAAAUAUUUUGAAUCUCUGGUCAGAAACGACCCUUUCUUUGAAAUUCCUGCCCAGAGGCACCUUGGCCUGGUGGUUUUUCGUCUAAAGGGUCCUAAUUGUCUGACGGAAAGCGUGUUAGAGGAAAUAGCUAAAGCUGGCCGUCUCUUCCUCAUCCCGGCCACCAUCCAGGACAAGCUGAUCAUCCGCUUCACUGUGACAUCCCAGUUCACCACCAGGGCUGACAUCCUGAGAGACUGGAAUCUCAUUCGCGAUGCCGCCACGCUCAUCCUGAGUCAGCACUGUACUUCCCAACCUAGCCCGCAGGUCAGGAACCUCAUGCCCCAAACCAGGGGCCCCAGAGCCCUGACCAGUGGCAUGUCCCUUCAGCCCAUCAGUGGGGCCGAAGAUGACCUAGCCCAGGCCAGAAGGAUCAUCAAGCAGCCUCAGCGUGUGGGAGCCAGUCCCCUGAGGCAGGAAGACGGCUGUCACCUUGAAAACCUGCUGGACCCUCCAGAUGACUGCUUUUCAGAAGAGGCCCCGGACGUCACCCAACACAAGGCGUCCUCCUUCCUGUUCAGUUACUUGUCCGUGCAGAACAAGAAGAGGGCCGUGCGGUCCCUCAGCUGCAGCAGCGUGCCUGUGAGCGCACAGAGGCCUCUGCCCGCCGACGGCUCUGUGAGGAACGGGGGCUCCUCCCGGGUCAAAGUCUCCUCUCGGUUUCCGGAAGACGUGAUGAUGCUGAAGAAUAGUGCCUUCAGAAAGCUCAUCAAGUUCUACAGCGUGCCCAGCUUCCCCGAGUGCGGCUCUCAGUGCGGGCUCCAGCUGCCCUGCUGCCCUCUGCAGGCCAUGGUGUAGGCCAGGGCCUCGGCGGCGUGCACGGGGGUGCUCCAGGGCGGCUCCGAGCCCUGGGAAUGGUGUGCCGAAUCUGUGUGCUUAUGCGUGUGCAUGUUUUCCUUCGGGGGAGAGCCCAUCAUUUUUAUCAGAUUCUCACAGGGGUUUAUGAUUCACCAAAGAAUACAAAUGGGGGGUUGAGGCAGCUCCUGUGGUUCAGCUUGUGAUAUGAAAUGUAAUGUAGAAAUAAAUU
Molossus molossus (Pallas's mastiff bat) is the source of this 2341-nucleotide messenger RNA. It is a transcript of the gene HDC, whose product is annotated as histidine decarboxylase. The coding region runs from base 124 to 2112 and encodes 662 amino acids. Gene Ontology annotation, biological process: L-histidine catabolic process; histamine biosynthetic process. Lineage: Eukaryota; Metazoa; Chordata; Mammalia; Chiroptera; Molossidae. The transcript has 12 exons. Gene Ontology annotation, molecular function: pyridoxal phosphate binding; histidine decarboxylase activity. The record is from RefSeq and is a predicted model, not a curated record.